Torulaspora globosa is the source of this 2277-nucleotide messenger RNA. It is a transcript of the gene GID7, whose product is annotated as glucose-induced degradation complex subunit GID7. The coding region runs from base 1 to 2277 and encodes 758 amino acids. Gene Ontology annotation, cellular component: GID complex. The record is from RefSeq and is a predicted model, not a curated record. The transcript has a single exon. NCBI's taxonomy places the organism in Eukaryota, Fungi, Ascomycota, Saccharomycetes, Saccharomycetales, Saccharomycetaceae. Gene Ontology annotation, biological process: proteasome-mediated ubiquitin-dependent protein catabolic process. Gene Ontology annotation, molecular function: protein binding.
AUGCCCUUGACUUUUGGCUCUCCUUUGGAUUCAGAGUCUAGCGAAGUAUUCAUGCCAUUAUACACAGGUAAGAGGAAAAGAACACGGACAAUACCUGCCAAUGGGAAACCAUACUUGAGUGGACCUUCGGAGCAGGAUAAUUUAGAUAUGUUUGAUAGGGAGCAAUUAGUGAAGCUGCUGAUUCACGCAUUAAAAGAGCUCGGCUACAAUUUUUCCGCACAAGCAUUGCAAGAAGAGACUGGAGGAAUACAGGUCGAAUCCACUGUAGUUCAAAAGUUGUUCAAUAUCAUACGCCGAGGGAACUUUGAAAGUAUCACUCUUCAAUUGCUAUCACAGCUACCUUUGAAAUAUGGAUCUUUAGGUCUACAAGACGUCAUUGAGGAUCUACAGGUUGGCAACGAUUCGUCUUCCGAUUUAACGGAGCAGAAUUCGAUGAAGAAUGGAAAUGUUGUAUCAGAAUCGACAGAUUGGGACAAAGUGGUACACCAAAUGGAGCAACAGCUGAAGGCUUUCGAAAAUUUUGUGCCAUUGUCAGGCAGAAACUUUAGCUCUCAAACACUCCUUCAGUUGACCACUCUAGUGGAAGUGAUGGUAUUGAUCAACAAGGAAAUAUUUCUGGAACUGCUUUUUGAUCAAAGAGAUUCUCAUAUGGCUGUAGCAUUUUUACGCAACUGUCUGCGGAAGUUUAUCGAAAUAUGGGAUUCGCUCCUCGCUCUAAGGAAUGAUAUGCUUGAUGAAGACGCCCCAUUCACACCAGAAAAGUUAUUAAAGGACAUGACGACAAUUUUGACAAGCCCAGAAACCUCAAUUUUGCAAUCUUCCACAUGGCAGGGUUCUGCUGCUAAGUCCCGAGACUUACUACUAGAGGAAAUUUCGAAUUACAUUAAUCCGAACGAUUUAGUGCCUCGAAACCGACUUUUAACUUUAUUGAAACAAGCUAUAAAAUACCAGCGCUCUCAGGAUGUUCUUUACAUAUCAGACGAUGGAGAGAACUUAAUUAUGGAUGACGGGGAAGAUGGAGAAAGAAGCACUGGCCUGUUCAAUCAUAAGUUCAACUUAUUACAAGACAAUUCAUCGAAUUUCCAGCAGAUUAAAUUUACAGAAGAGAAGACUUUGGUGCAAAACGUGGACGAGAUAUGGUUCUUACAAUUUUCCCCUAAUGGCAGAUAUUUAGCGAGCGCCACCGCAGAUUCUCUCACCGAUCGUAAAAUUAUGAUUUACGAUGUUAAGAAUGACUUUCAGGUCUACAAAGUUCUGGCUGGAAUAGACCUCUGCGUACUUUAUCUUUCAUUUUCGCCUGACAGUCGCUACAUUGUUUCCUGUCCGUUCAACAAGAAGGCGAACAUUUAUGAUAUUCACUCAAAAGGAGAACCCACGUUCAUCAAUCCAACAGUAGAAGGUGCCAUUGUUGCUGAGAUUAUUCAGCCCAUCGAUUCUUUUCAAAUACCUGCAAGUACUCCUUCGACGUCAAACAAUAGCAGCGAACCUCCCAGGAUAUGGUGUUGUGACUGGUUUCACACGCCUGAGCAUGAAGGGAGAUUCAUCGUAGGAUCGCCUGAUCGCGAAGUGGUAGUGUACGACCUAAAGAGCAAAACAAUACUAAUGAAGUUGUCUUCCUCAACAUCUACCUCUCCGAACGGCAUAGCCAGCGUGAACCAAGGAGCAGCGGAGCAGUUUCCCAGAGUUCAUGAUUUGAAGAUAACUGCUGAUGAUAAGUACCUAAUUCUGAUGCCCCAUCAAGGAAACAUUGAUGUUUACGACUUAUCAGAUUUCCCAAAUAAUGAAAAGAUUGAAAAAAAUGAAGUCGCUAUAGACAAAGUUAUACUGCCAAGAGUUUCUAGGUUUAACAUCCCUAAUAGGAUGACUUGCAUUUCUCUCCCGCAGGUCAAGGAUCCCAACAGCCCAUUAGCCUCCCUUAUGCUUGUCAGUCUAAAAUCAAAUGAGCUACAGCUCUGGGAUUUUCGUGAGCAAAUCUUGAUCCAGAAGUAUUUUGGUCAGAAACAGGAGCAAUUUAUCAUACGGUCAUGUUUUGGUUAUAACGAUAAACUGAUAGCUAGCGGAUCAGAAGAUGGGAAAAUAUACAUUUGGGAUAGGAUCAACGGAAAUAUCAUUGGUGUCUUGACGGCUCACGUCGCUGAAAGGCCCGCAACAAGUGGGAAUAAUAAGAAAUCUACAAAGACUUGUAACACAGUCGUGUGGAGCCCAACUGACAAAAAGCUUUUUGCGUCUGGGGGUGACGAUGGUUAUAUAAAGAUAUGGAGGGUUGAGAAGGAGUAA